Messenger RNA from Aspergillus oryzae RIB40, 1410 nucleotides. Its product is annotated as putative histone deacetylase SIR2. The transcript is spliced from 5 exons. NCBI's taxonomy places the organism in Eukaryota, Fungi, Ascomycota, Eurotiomycetes, Eurotiales, Aspergillaceae. Gene Ontology annotation, molecular function: NAD+ binding. Bases 1 to 1410 code for a protein of 469 amino acids. The record is from RefSeq and is a predicted model, not a curated record.
AUGACCUCCGCGGAAGUGGAAGGGACCGUUGCGACAGAGAAUCCUGUCUCUGCGCAAGGCAAUAUAUCUCCGUCGGAAGAGGACUCAGAUAGCGGUGAAUCUGGAGACGAAUGGGAAACACAAUCUCUCUAUGAAGACGCUAUCCAAGUCCUUCGUGACGACCAACUUCGGGAAGGGGUAGUACCUGAUGCUUGUACAUUGGACGAGGCCAUUGCAUUCCGAAAGCGCUUACAUGAAGUUGGUAAGGCCGCGUUCGUUGAGGAAACUAUUGCUCAGGACAAAGUGACGGCGAAGAAACUAUGCACUGCAUUUGGGAUCAUGCCCCCGGCUUUCCUCGAGGGCGCGCCGGACGAGGCUUACCAUCCUUUGCUGGCGAUUGCGAUAUCGCAAGAGUUCUCUCGCCGUCAGAAGCUUCCACAGUAUAACACGAUCGAUGAUGCGGUCAAGUUACUUCAGGAGUCUAAGAAUAUCAUUGUUUUGACGGGCGCUGGUAUCUCAACGAGUCUCGGUAUUCCCGAUUUUCGGUCCAAGGACACUGGACUCUACUCGCAAUUGGCGCAUUUGGGUUUAAGCGAUCCGCAGGAAGUCUUCGACAUUCAGAUCUUCCGCGAGGACCCGGGCAUCUUCUACUCGAUUGCGAAGGAUAUUCUUCCUACUGAGAAGAAAUACUCACCGACUCAUGGGUUCAUUCGACUCCUGCAGGAUAAAGGAAAGCUCUUGACCAACUACACCCAGAACAUCGAUAAUAUCGAGGCGAAUGCAGGCAUUCUUCCCGAGAAGAUCGUGCAGUGUCAUGGUUCGUUUGCAACGGCCACGUGUGUUAAGUGCCAGUAUAAGGUGUCAGGCGAUGCGCUCUUCGAGGACAUCAAGAAGGGGAACGUUCCUGAAUGCACUUCCUGCCAGAAGGAUAUUGAGGAAGACGCUUUGAGGCCACAGGGGCAAAAGCGCAAACGAAGCACUAAUGGCACACACAAGAGCCGGAAAUCCGAUGGGGACGAGAGCUCUGAAGAGGAAGACUACGAACUCCCUACCCCCGGGGUGAUGAAGCCUGACAUCACCUUCUUUGGCGAAGAUCUUCCCGAUGAGUUCGGACAGCGCCUGAUUCGCCAUGACCGUGACAAAGUAGAUCUGGUCAUUGUCAUUGGUACUUCGUUGAAAGUCGCCCCUGUAGCAGAAGUGCCGGGCGUGCUGCCCCGUCGUGUGCCUCAGAUCUAUAUCUCCCGGACUCCUGUGUCACAUACAGGCUUUGAUAUUGAUCUCUUAGGCGAUUGUGAUGUGGUAGUAUCUGAGCUCUGUCGACGGGCUGGAUGGGACUUCAAGCAUGAGAUGAUUCCCCCCGAUGAGAAGGUCGAAAUCACUCUUGCUGAAGGAUACGAGUCACGACAUGUGUUUAAGGUUGUCGGCGCAUAG